UCUUUAAAUAAAUGUCUUGUCCUCGCUAGUUUUCACUUCGCUUCACUCAUCCUUACAUUCUUCAUAUUCAAUAUUCAAAAACAUUUUCAGAAAAGUUAGAGUUGAUCACCAUCAUGUUUAGCAGCAGACUCCAUCAGCUUUGUGUGGUCACCUUUUUAUGCAUCUUUUUAUAUCAUGGAAGUUUGCAUGCAGAGAUGUGUGUGGAGACAGAGAAGCAAGCUCUUCUCAAGUUAAAGGAAGGUUUUAUUCAUGGAAUGGAACUUCUAUCUUCCUGGAACGGUGAUGAUUGUUGCAAGUGGAAAGGAGUUUCAUGUAAUAAUUUAACAGGUCAUGUAACCUCACUUCAUCUCAAAUUUUCAAAUUUUACAGCAGUUGAAGAUUUAAACUAUCUUGUAGACGAAAUGCCAGAGAUGGAAUUUUUCACUCGCUCUACAAAUUUGGCAGGUAAGAUAGAUUCUUCAAUAUGUGAGCUGCAACAUCUCACUUUCUUAGAUCUCAGUCAUAAUUACUUACGGGGAGAAAUCCCAGAAUGCAUUGGUUCACUUGGUCAAUUGAAACAGUUAAAACUUGCAUGGAAUGAUCUUAAUUCCCUUCCUUAUGCUCUGUCAAAUCUUUCCAAUUUGGAAUAUCUUGACCUUAGCAAAAAUGAUUUUGUUGAAAGUGACCUCGAUUGGCUUUCUCACCUUUCAACUUUGAGAUACCUUGAUCUUUCCAAAAACAAUCUUGUUGCAGUUAUUGACUGGACAUCAUCAAUAAGUAAAAUCCCUUUUCUAUCUGAACUCCAUUUAGAUGAUUGUGGACUCCCUCAAGUCAAUCCUGAAUCAAUCUCCCACAUCAAUUCUUCAACUUCACUCCAAAUCCUCAGUCUAUCAAGAAAUCACUUUGACUAUUCAAUUAUGUCAUGGGUGUUGAAUGUUAGCAAAGUCCUCACAAUUCUUGAUCUCUCACAUAAUGAACUUGAUGGUGGCAUAAUAAAGUCCUUUAACACUUUGUGUCACCUUAAGAAGUUGUACUUGGGUCACAAUAAAUUAUCUGAUAAACUCAGUGAUUAUUUACCAGAAUUGUGUUCUGCAAAGGAUUUAGAGGUGUUGAAUCUCGACCACAACCCAUUUCGUAAUGGGUCGUUUCCUGAUUUUUCAUUGUUUUCAUCCUUGGAGAGACUAUCACUUCAAAGUACUAGUAUUGUUGGGCCAUUAUCAUUUGCUCACUUGCCUUGUCUUAAAGCUCUGGAUCUUAGUUCAAACAAUUUGAAUGGAUCAUUGCCUGUAUUCGAGGUCACUAAAUUUGCCUCAUUGCACUUUUUGGAUCUUUCACACAACAAAUUGAGUGGGAGACUUCCAUAUAGUAUUGGACAACUUUCUAAUCUCUGGUUUUUGUCCAUCUCUUCAAAUGAGUUGAAUGGGGGUAUUAGUGAGCAACAUGUAUUCAACCUAUCUGGAUUGAAGAUAUUUGAUGUGAGUAAAAAUUCUCUUUCAUUUAACUUGAAUCCAGAUUGGGUUCCACCUUUCCAAUUGGUAGCAUUAUAUGCAACAUCGUGCAAUUUGGGGCCUCAAUUUCCAAAGUGGCUUAAACAGCAAAGGAAACUUCAGGUGCUGCAAAUCUCUAAUACCUACAUUAUGGAUUCAUUUCCUGAAUGGUUUGGGGACAUAUCAUCAAGUUUGUUAUACAUAAAUGUUUCUCAUAAUAAACUUAGUGGAAUCUUACCAAAAUCAUUAUCAGGUGUUAAAACAGGACUUAUUAGUACAUGGGAUUUUAGUUUCAACAAUUUGUAUGGCACAUUGCCUCCAUUUCCUCCAAAAGUAUUUGAACUCUUUCUUUCAAAUAAUAUGUUCUCAGGGUUUGAAUCUUCCUUUUGUGAAACAUUUCCAGUGUCUGUUACAUACCUUGACCUAUCUAGUAACGCACUCACAGGCCCCCUCCCAAAUUGUUGGCAGAACUUUCAAAAUUUGGAAGUUCUAAAUUUGGCAAAUAACAGUUUAUCAGGGGGAGUGCCAGAGUCAUUUGGCAAUUUACGAAGUAUUUUGUCAAUGCAUCUAAAUAACAAUAACUUCUCUGGUGAUAUACCAUCUCUGGCUCUUUGUAAAGGAAGCUUAAGAUUCAUUGAUUUUGGGGAUAAUAAUCUUGAAGGAACAUUACAAACAUGGUUAGAGUUUGAGCAUUUGAUUGUAUUGCGUCUACGAGGUAACAAGAUCCAAGGAAGCAUACCCCAAAGUCUAUGUAAUAUGUUAUCUCUUAAAGUAUUGGAUCUCUCAUCAAACAACAUUACAGGGAAAAUACCACAAUGCAUUGGUCUCAUAAGUGCGAUGUCAGAUAUGGAAUUUCGAGGAGAAAUAAUUUUCUAUAGAACCUCUGCACCUUUAAUAUUUCAUGACAGUGGAAUUGGAUUUUUUGAAGAUGAAAUAUCUUUGACAUGGAAAGGAGGAAACUACGAAAUGGGGAAAAUUCUUGGAUAUUUUAUAGCCAUUGAUAUUUCUAACAACAACUUAGUCGGAGAGAUACCGGAAAGCAUAACAUCAUUGGUGGGUUUAAUAAGCUUAAAUCUUUCAAGAAAUAAUCUUACAGGAUUCAUCCCCGACAACAUUGGUCAUUUGAAAAACUUGGAAUCACUUGACUUGUCAAGAAACCAUCUUCAUGGUAGAAUGCCAACAAGCUUUUCAAAUUUGAAUUUUCUCAAUUACAUGAACUUGUCUUUCAACAACUUAUCAGGAAUGAUUCCACUAAGCACCCAACUACAAAGCUUUCUUGCCUCUUCUUAUGCUGGGAACAUGCUUUGUGGCUCACCACUCCAAAACCAAUGCCUAGAUGUGAGACCAAGAGUUCAAAACAAUAAAGAUCAACUCUUAAGCUUUGUGUUUUAUCUCAGCCCAGCGUUGGGAUUUUGUGUUGGCUUUUGGAGUGUUUGUGGAACUUUAAUCGUAAAAAGUUCUUGGAGACGUGCAUAUUUUCAGCUGUUCAUCAACAUAAUCGAUUGGAUGUAUGUCACGGUUGUUGUCUUUAUAGCUAGAAUGAAAAGAAGAUUCUGAAUUCAAAAGCUAAAGGUCACUAAAUUUGCCUCGUUGCAUUUUUUGGAUCUUUCACACAACAAAUUGAGUGGGAGACUUCUAUAUAGUAGUGGACAACUUUCUAAUCUCUAGUUUUUGUCCAUCUCCUCAAAUGAGUUGAAUGUAU
Molecule: messenger RNA, 3168 nt
Organism: Vigna unguiculata (cowpea)
Lineage: Eukaryota; Viridiplantae; Streptophyta; Magnoliopsida; Fabales; Fabaceae
Product: receptor-like protein EIX2
Molecular function (GO): protein binding
Source: RefSeq, a predicted model, not a curated record